CAUGAACCGGGUUGGCAUUAUUUCUAAUAAUUUGAUGUGAUUUGACACAGUAACUAUGAAUUAUAUCAAUGUUAAUGCUACUACGCCACACUUUCUGUACCCCUCCAUGAACUAAAAGUUAUCCCCCACCAUCAGAACCGGGUGACUCAAUCUUCGAAAUUACAGUGCUGUAGCUGGUAAGAGUCACACAACAUCUACCUAUAUCAAUUCGAGGUGCAGGUCAUUGCUUGAAGCCCUCAGUAUACGGGCUUCAUUCAGUCAUCUCCGGCACGACGUUUAGACUCGCGGUUCGAGCACUGAGGGUGCGAUCUGUUUCUCCAAGAGCAAGCCGACCCUUAACAACCACGCGAGUAAAUAUGGCGACCAACAGUGGCCGAGGAAACCCAAGUUUGAUACAGCCUUCUGGAUCAACAAUGCUGAUACUAAUCAUAAAAUCAUAGUCGCCGCCAGCGAGGGCAUUCAGGACGCUACCAGCACCCCUCCAGCCGUUCCCGCCGCGGAGAAGAAGGAGAUUGUCGAGUCUGCCACCGGUGCACACGCUACAGGUCAGGAUGCCGGCGCAGCAGCCACCGCCGGUGCGCCCAAGGUGAAGACCGAGAAGGAGUUGGAAAAAGAACGAAAGAAGGCCGAGAAACAGGCCAAGUUCGAAGCAAAGAAGCAAAAGGCUGCUGCCACCGCCCCCAAAGCUGCCAAAGAAAAGAAGCCUAAGGAAAAGAAGGUCGAGGAGGAGCCUCUCCCCGAAUACGUCGAAGACACCCCCGAGGGCGAGAAGAAGCGAAUUCGAUCAUUUGAAGACCCCCAUUUCAAGGCUUACAACCCCAUUGCGGUCGAGUCUGCAUGGUAUAGCUGGUGGGAGAAGGAGGGUUUCUUCAAGCCCGAGUUCAAGCCCGAUGGCAGUGUCAAGGACGAGGGCAAGUUCGUCAUUGUUCACCCUCCUCCCAAUGUUACUGGUGCUCUGCACAUGGGUCACGCUCUCGGUGACUCCCUUCAGGAUCUCAUGAUUAGAUGGAACCGUAUGCAAGGCAAGACUACCCUGUGGUUGCCCGGAUGCGAUCAUGCUGGCAUCUCUACGCAGAGCGUUGUUGAGAACAUGCUUUGGAGAAAGGAGGGCAAGACAAGACAUGACCUUGGCCGUGAGGAAUUCGUUAACACUGUCUGGAAGUGGAAGGACGAAUACCACAAACGCAUCAACAAGGCCCUGACCAGUCUGGGAGGAUCUUUUGACUGGAGCAGAGAGGCUUUCACCAUGGACAAGAACUUGUCUGCCGCCGUUACAGAGACCUGGGUCAAGCUUCACGAGGAGGGAACUAUUUACCGAGCAAACCGACUUGUUAACUGGUGCACGAAGCUUAACACUGCACUUUCCAACCUUGAAGUCGUCAACAAGGAGUUGACAGGCCGUACCCUGCUCGAAGUCCCUGGAUACGACAAGAAGGUCGAAUUCGGCGUCAUUGUCCACUUCAAGUACCCCAUUGAAGGUUCCGAUGAGCUUGUCGAGGUCGCCACCACCCGUAUUGAGACUAUGCUUGGUGAUACCGGCAUUGCUGUCCACCCCAAGGACGAGAGGUAUAAGCACCUUAUCGGAAAGACUGCCAUCCACCCCUUUAUCGAGGGCCGCAAGCUACCCAUCAUCGCCGACGAGUAUGUCGACAUGGAAUUCGGUACCGGUGCCGUCAAGCUUACUCCAGCUCACGAUCCUAACGAUUUCACUCUCGGCCAGAAGCACGGCCUUGAGUUUAUCAACAUCUUGACCGACGAUGGUCUUAUGAACGAGAACACCGGCGCUUACAAGGGCCAGAAGCGAUUCGAUGUCCGUUACGCUAUCCAGGAUGAUCUCAAGGCCAAGGGUCUAUAUGUUGACAAGAAGGACAACGCCAUGAAGGUCCCUCUGUGCGAAAAGUCCAAGGAUAUCAUUGAGCCUCUUCUGAAACCCCAAUGGUGGGUCCGCAUGAAGGAACUCGCUGAGCCUGCCUUGGCUGCUGUUCGAGACGGACGCAUUAAGAUCCGACCAGAGACUGCUGAGAAGAGCUACUUCCGAUGGCUUGAGGACAUCAACGACUGGUGCAUCAGCCGGCAGCUCUGGUGGGGUCACCGAUGUCCCGUCUACUACGCUAAGAUCGAGGGCGGCGCUGGAGAUAUCCCUGAGGAGAAGCUCUGGUUUGCCGGCCGAACACGAGAGGAGGCUGAGGAGAAAGCUAAGGCUGCACUCCCUGGCAAGACAUAUACACUUGAGCAAGAUGAGGAUGUUCUCGACACAUGGUUCUCUUCUGGACUCUGGCCCUUCAGCACCCUCGGCUGGCCCAACAACACCCACGACCUCCAAACUCUCUACCCCACAGAGGUCCUCGAGACAGGUUGGGAUAUUCUCUUCUUCUGGAUUGCCAGAAUGAUCAUGCUCGGUCUCAAGAUGACGGGCGAUAUCCCAUUCAAGGAGGUCUAUUGCCACAGUCUUGUUCGAGAUUCAGAAGGUCGCAAGAUGAGUAAGAGUUUGGGUAACGUCGUUGAUCCCCUGGAUGUCAUCUCAGGUAUCCAGUUGCAGUCUCUCCACGACAAGCUUCUGCAAGGUAACCUACACCCCAGCGAGGUCACAAAGGCCACCAAGUAUCAGAAGACUGCCUUCCCUGAAGGUAUCCCCCAGUGUGGUGCUGAUGCCCUGCGAUUCACCAUGGUCAACGCCACAACCGGUGGUGGUGAUAUCAAUCUGGAUGUCAAGAUUAUCCACGGAUACCGCAAGUUCUGUAACAAGAUCUUCCAGGCUACCAAGUAUGUUCUGGGAAGUCUCCCCAAGGACUUCACUCCCUCGACGUCAGGGGUUGUCCGUGGCGAAACUCUUGCCGAGCGGUGGAUUCUUCACAAGAUGAACACCGCGGCCAAAGAGAUCAACCGUGCUCUUGAGGAUCGCGAGUUUUCCAAGUCAACAUUGAUCGUCUACCGCUACUGGUACAACGAGCUUUGCGAUGUCUACAUCGAGAACUCAAAGGCCAUCAUCCGUGACGGUACUCCAAAGGAGCGUGAGUCUGCUAUCCAGACUCUCUAUACUGCUCUCGAGGCCGCUCUCACCAUGAUCCACCCUUUCAUGCCCUUCAUUACUGAGGAGAUGUGGCAACGAAUGCCCCGACGACCUGAGGAUCAGACCAAGUCUAUCAUGGUCGCGAAGUACCCCGUCUACCACGAGCAGCUUGAUGACCCCGAGUCUGAGCGCGCUUACGAGCUUGUUCUAGGCUGCUCCAAGGCUGCUCGCUCACUGAUGGCUGAGUACGCCCUCAAGGAUGAGGCUGAGGUUAUCAUCCAGGCUUACAACGAUACUGCUCUCACUACCGUUAAGGAGCAGUCGUCUUCUAUUAAGACCUUGAGCGGUAAGGGUAUCAAGGGAGUCGAGAUCCUCACCCCCGAUGCUACUAGACCCGCCGGGUGCGUCGCCUAUCCUGUCUCAACCGAGGCCUCCGUUUUCCUUCACGUAAAGGGCCGCGUUGACCUCGAUGCUGAGAUCGCCAAGGCGCAGAAGAAGCUCGACAAGGCCAAGAGCAGCAUCCAAAAACAGGAGAAGAUUCUCAAUGAUCCUGGCUACCUUGAGAAGGUCUCAGACGCCGUCCGCGAGACAGACGAGAAGAGAUUGGCAGAUGCCAAGCAAGAGCUCAACAGCUUCGAGGAGACUAUCAAGCAGUUUGAGCAGCUAAAGCUGGAGUAGAUAAGAUAAGAUAAAAGGAAGACAUGUGAAAGAGUGUGUGCUUUGCAAUGAGUGUGCUUCAGAUGUAGAAAAGAAUUCAUGGGAGAUGUGGAAGUGAUAUUUAUAAAUGGGUUCACUCUGCGGGUUCUUUCUUCUAGUUGAUGAGACUAAUGAAUUUUUCCAUUGCAAUGAUUUUAUGUCGCCUAAAUUAUUGUUCAGUAUCAGUUUCUACCAGCCUCCUUUCCCAAGCCCUUCUUCCUUAUCUUUCCUUGAUCCUCCGCCGUCACCACGUACUGGUUUUGACUGUGCGGCCUCAUGUCUCUUCAGCUCUUCUGGCACCUUGGAGAUGGAGCUCUUGCUGAGGAUUUGCUUGAGAUCGUACAUGGUAUCAGCGUCCUCAGGACCCAGAAACGUAAUGGCAACACCACUCUUGCCAGCACGACCUGUUCGACCGAUACGAUGUGUGUAGCUAUCGAUUUUAGGGGCCAUAUUGAAAUUGACGACGAGGGAGACAUCGGGAACAUCGAUACCACGGCCAGCAAGAUCAGUCGCAACGAGGACUUGUGUCGUGCCGUUGCGCACUGACUGGAGAGAAGCUUCCCGCUGUUCCUGAGUCUUGGAACCAUGGAGUGUGGCAACCGUCCAGCCCAUCUGCUUGAUAUCGCGGGCGACAGCAUCACAGUUGCGCUUGAUGUUGACAAAGACAAUGAUGGGUGGCGCAAAAUCAUUCGAGGCAAGUAUCUCCUGCAGACGCUUCUUGCGACGGUCCUCACCGGGAAUGAACUCGACACGCUGCUCGACAGUGUCAACGGCUUCGCCUGCGUUACCAAUGGUGACGAUAGCUGGACGGCGGAGGUAUUUCUUCGCAAUCUUUUCCACCUGAGGCGGCAUAGUUGCUGUAUACAUCAUAGUCUGUCUGUAACGAUCGUUUCCACCUAAAUAACGCUUCAUUUUUGUUGCAUCUUCGGCAUCUUCCGUAUCCGGCUUCUCGUUGUUAACAGGUAGUGCUUCGAGAAUCCUGUUAACAGGUUCUUCAAAACCCAUGUCGAUCAUACGAUCUGCUUCAUCCAUAAUGACAUAGCAACAUUGUGCUAGGACGAGCACUCGUCGAUCGAGACAGUCAAUAAGACGACCCGGUGUAGCAACGAUAAUCUCAGCACCAUCGCGCAUGUUGUAUAUUUGUUCCUCGAUAGAGUGGCCACCGACAAUGCUCACAACGCGAAAGCCGAGAGGACCAGCAAACUUCCUGGCUUCAGACUCGAUCUGCUGCACCAGUUCUCGAGUCGGGGCCAUGAUGAGAGCGUAGGGGCCGUCGUUCUUAUUGAGCUCGUCAAGGGGCGGUAGAUCAGAGAUAUAGACUAACAGCGGUAGUAGGAAGGCGGCUGUCUUUCCGGAACCAGUGACAGCUACACCGAUGAGAUCGCGGGCUUGCAGCGCGAUAGGGAUUGCAGCUCGUUGAAUGGGCGUCGGCUCCUUGUAACCCACAUCCUCGACAAUGUUGAGUAAGCGCUUAGGGAGAUUCGAUUCUUGCCAGCUGCGCAUGGGGUUCGGAAUCAUGCCACCCUUUGUAGCGAUUCCAAAAUCUUCUUUGAAAAUACGCCAAUCCCGCUCGCGCAUAUCUUCUAAAGACUUUUCAGACCAUCGCUUGCCCAGUCCUGUUCGAUCAGCUCGUUGUCUCGCUUUGUCGCGUGCUCGGAAGAAGUCUUCCAUGAUGCCCUUUGCUCUCUCUUUUCCAUUCUCUGGAUCUCUCUGCUCUAUCAUUCGAGCUCGUUUGCGAGCGCGCUCCUCGGCUUCAUCGUCGAAUUCUCCACCAACACCGGCGAAUGAUCCAUUGUGGUUGACGGCCUGUCGAGUAUAUAAGGGAUCGUUGUCGCGCGACGUGUCUUCAUCAGCGUCCCACUCGAAAUUGAACUUUUUCUCUGUCGUUCGCAUUCGUUUCUUCUUCGCCGAAAAGUUGGACUGUUGGUUAACUUGGGGCCCCAGGUAUCGUGAUCGGAGGAGAGUGGCCUCGAUAUCCUCUGCAGACUGCUUAUCCGCAGCCUGUUUAUCUCCCUUCCGACCUUCUCUCCCCCUGCCCCUCCCUCGCCCUUGGUCUCGAUAUCCGUCUCGAUCACGGCCAUUCUCCUGAUUCAUAGCCUUGGGGCCCGUCGGUACGCGCGAUGAUCCAUUCGUAGAAUCGUUGUGCCUUGAAGAGCCGUUCGAUCUGGCGGCCCAUUUUUGCUCUUCCUCUCGCCGUUUCUGCGCGUCUUCGGAAGCCUUGCGCUUCUGCUCGUCUUCCUUCUUCUUUGCCUUUUCAGCUGCUAGUCGCUCCCGUUCGGCCUUGGGGAUGAACCUAGGCUUUGCGGCGGCGGCAUCUGCAGCCUUCUUUUGCCGCAAGAUUUCUUCGAUAUCGAGAGGCAUUUUUGUGUGAUGGGAGAAAAGAAACAAUAGAGCGAUAUGUUAUUACGAGAUUUCUAUUAGGCAGUCGCCCACCACAAAUAGAAGUGAUGACUGAUGAUUUGCUGUUGAAUGACAGAGUUG
Messenger RNA from Fusarium odoratissimum NRRL 54006, 6187 nucleotides. RefSeq names its product valyl-tRNA synthetase. The coding region runs from base 962 to 3688 and encodes 908 amino acids. Gene Ontology annotation, biological process: valyl-tRNA aminoacylation. The record is from RefSeq and is a predicted model, not a curated record. NCBI's taxonomy places the organism in Eukaryota, Fungi, Ascomycota, Sordariomycetes, Hypocreales, Nectriaceae. Gene Ontology annotation, molecular function: aminoacyl-tRNA deacylase activity; ATP binding; valine-tRNA ligase activity. The transcript has 4 exons. Gene Ontology annotation, cellular component: cytoplasm; cytosol.